CCUUCACUUUCUCCGCCAUCUCCCUCUCUAUUCCUCCACCAUCACAUCACCACCGCCCGCCGCCGCAAAUAAAAAAAUAAAUAAAAAAAAUGCCAGAAACAACGGCGGCACCACCAAACUCCCCGACCACAGUAAAGCUCAAGUACGUAAAACUCGUGUACCAAUAUCUGGUCAACCACAUUCUCACCCUUGCGUUAAUCCCACUCCUCCUCUCACUCCUCCGGGUGGGCCCCACCGAGAUCCUCUCUCUCUACAACUCCCUCCACCUCAACCCGGUCCAGAUCCUCUGCUCCGCGUUCCUCGCCGUGUUAAUCUCGACCGUCUAUUUCAUGUCCAAACCCCGAUCAAUCUACCUCGUCGAUUACUCCUGCUACAAACCCCCGGUCACGUGCCGCGUGCCCUUCUCAACCUUCAUGGAACAUUCCAGACUCAUCCUCAACCAAAACCCUAAGAGCGUCGACUUCCAGAUGCGCAUUCUAGAACGCUCCGGCCUCGGCGAGGAAACCUGCCUCCCUCCGGCCAUCCACUACAUCCCUCCCACCCCCACCAUGGAGGCGGCGCGUGGCGAAGCCGAGCUCGUCAUCUUCUCCUCCAUCGAUUCCCUUAUGCACAAGACCGGAAUCAAACCCAAAGACAUCGACAUACUUAUAGUCAACUGCAGCCUGUUUUCUCCCACGCCGUCGCUCUCCGCCAUGGUGGUGAAUAAGUACAAACUCAGGAGCAAUAUCAAGAGCUACAAUCUCUCCGGCAUGGGCUGCAGCGCCGGCUUAAUCUCCAUCGAUUUAGCUCGGGAUUUGCUCCAGGUUCACCCGAAUUCGAACGCGCUGGUUGUCAGUACAGAAAUCAUCACCCCGAAUUACUACCAGGGUUCCGAGAGGGCAAUGCUUCUGCCGAACUGUUUGUUCCGGAUGGGCGGCGCCGCCGUACUCCUCUCCAACAAACGCCGCGACGCCGCCAGGGCCAAGUACAGGCUCGUCCACGUGGUCCGCACGCACAAGGGCGCCGACGACAAGGCGUACACGUGCGUGUACGAGCAGGAGGACCCGCAGGGGAAGGUCGGGAUAAACCUGUCCAAGGAUCUGAUGGUGAUCGCCGGAGAAGCGCUGAAGUCGAACAUCACCACCAUAGGGCCGCUGGUGCUGCCGGCGUCGGAGCAGCUCCUGUUCCUGCUAACCCUAAUCGGGCGGAAGAUAUUCAACCCCAAGUGGAAGGCCUACAUACCGGACUUCAAGCUGGCGUUCGAGCACUUCUGCAUACACGCCGGAGGGAGGGCGGUGAUCGACGAGCUGCAGAGGAACCUACAGCUGUCGGCGGAGCACGUGGAAGCUUCCCGAAUGACGCUCCACCGCUUCGGGAACACGUCGUCCUCUUCGCUGUGGUACGAACUAGGGUACAUCGAGGCGAAAGGGAGGAUGAAGAAGGGAGAUAGGGUUUGGCAGAUUGCUUUCGGGAGUGGGUUUAAGUGUAACAGCGCCGUGUGGAAGUGUAACCGAACGAUCAAAACUCCGGCCGACGGACCCUGGACCGACUGCAUUCAUAGGUAUCCGGUGCAUAUUCCUGAAAUUGUCAAGCUCUGAUAUAUAUAUAUAUAUAUAUAUACAAUAUAUAGAUACAUAUAAAUGUAUGUAUUAUAAGUUCAGCAAAAGAUGCAGCGGCGCGUGAAUUACAUGGAGGGUGGCCGGUUAAUUAGUUAAUUUCAAGAACUUGUGUACAUUGUUUUGUUAAUCAUGAGGAAUUUGACUGAUGUGA
Messenger RNA from Erythranthe guttata (spotted monkey flower), 1749 nucleotides. Its product is annotated as 3-ketoacyl-CoA synthase 6. Gene Ontology annotation, biological process: fatty acid biosynthetic process. Gene Ontology annotation, cellular component: membrane. Gene Ontology annotation, molecular function: acyltransferase activity, transferring groups other than amino-acyl groups. NCBI's taxonomy places the organism in Eukaryota, Viridiplantae, Streptophyta, Magnoliopsida, Lamiales, Phrymaceae. The record is from RefSeq and is a predicted model, not a curated record.